Molecule: messenger RNA, 1049 nt
Organism: Phyllopteryx taeniolatus (common seadragon)
Lineage: Eukaryota; Metazoa; Chordata; Actinopteri; Syngnathiformes; Syngnathidae
Gene: lyve1a
Product: lymphatic vessel endothelial hyaluronic receptor 1a
Exons: 6
Coding region: 77-790 (237 amino acids)
Biological process (GO): cell adhesion
Cellular component (GO): plasma membrane
Molecular function (GO): hyaluronic acid binding; transmembrane signaling receptor activity
Source: RefSeq, a predicted model, not a curated record
GGCGAGAGCCGAUCGCCGCUAUUUAACGGCGUCCAUUUGGCGGGGGCGCACUCAUUUCUCGCGUCCGCCAGAAGCCAUGAAGAGCAUUUUCCUUUUCGUCACUGCGGCGCUGUCUGUCGCUGCCGUCUUCUCGCAGCGGAAUGUCACGAUGAACCUGCAAGUGUUCCCGGCGAAGAGCAUCGCCGGAGUGAUCCAGCUCAGCCUCGUCAAUGACCAAAAGCAGCCCGUGUACGGUUUCAAUAUCACCGAAGCGCGAGACCUCUGCGCUCGCCUCGGACUCAACCUCGCCUCCAAAGACCAAGUCGCCGAAGCCCACAAUAGGGGCUUAGAAACGUGCAGGUUCGGAUGGAUUGACGAGCAUUAUGCGGUCAUCCCUCGUGUCCAGGCGCUUUUGAACUGCGGCCAAAACCGGACCGGCUUGGUGCCGUGGCGAGCCGCGUUGGACAAAAAGUUUGACGUCUUUUGUUUCAACCAAUCAGAUGACACGGCAGAGGAAGAAACGACGAGCCCGGUUUCCUCGGACUCCCUGAGUCCUACACCCGCUCUCUUCAUUUUCAACCUUUCUUUGAGCUCCGAACUCUCGUUGCUGGACAGCCUGCAGGGGGCGCAGCUGGCCCGCUUAUCCGGCGGCGAGCAAAGCUCCGGGAGAGGAAAAGUGAUUGUCAUCACCUCGGCGUGCGCCGUCCUCCUCGCUGCCAUUGCCGUCCUCGCGUACGUGAAAGUGAAGAGGCGCCUCCACAGGGCUGACGCGACCCAAGAGCGAGGAGAAGUCGUUGAUAUCGGCAGUUAAACGAUGGCGCCGAGUUAUCCUGCGUCCGAUUUCAGCUUGAUUCUGUUUUGCGUCUUCGGUUAAAUGCAGCAGCCUGUAAGAAUGUACUGGUAUGUACAGUAUAGCCACAGGAACAAUCACAAUCAUUUGGAACACUCCUUCCAUGUUUUUAUUAUUUGGACAUGCAUGUAAAGUAGACUUUAGAGGACUAGACUAGACUAGACAUCAUUUAUCCGUGUGUAAUUUCACAUUUGUCCAAACUAAAGUGUGUGCAAAGCUU